Messenger RNA from Drepanopeziza brunnea f. sp. 'multigermtubi' MB_m1, 1305 nucleotides. RefSeq lists its product as uncharacterized. The record is from RefSeq and is a predicted model, not a curated record. NCBI's taxonomy places the organism in Eukaryota, Fungi, Ascomycota, Leotiomycetes, Helotiales, Drepanopezizaceae. Gene Ontology annotation, molecular function: monooxygenase activity.
AUGUCAGGCUCCAUCCACCUCAUCGUGAUAGGCGCUGGUCUGGCUGGCCUCUCGGCUGCCAUUUCAACCAAGCUUGCCAACCCGAACCACACAGUCACAAUCCUCGAGUCUGUGAAAGAGCUGGCCGAAGUUGGCGCCGGCCUGCAACUCACACCCAACGGAACCCGCAAUUUCAAACGCUGGGGGAUAUACGAGACUCUCGUGCCGAAGGCCACGUUCCCAAACACGCUCUCAGUCCACCGCUACGACGGUACCAGACUGCUUGCCCGGGAACAAGACUUUCAGCAAUCCAUCAGCCGCAAAUACGGCGCUCCGUUCUGGGGCCUGCACCGUGUUGACCUCCAGCGGGCUAUGGCCCACCGCUGCAACGAACUCGGCAUCGAGAUCCGCCUCGACGCCCGAGUCACAUCCGUCGACUUCGACAUGGUGGAAGUCAAGCUCCACGACGGCGAGAUCGUCGACGGCCACGUCAUCCUCUGCGCCGAAGGCCUGUGGUCCGCCACUCGCUCGCAGUUCCUGGGCCGGCCCAGCCCGCCCAUCCUGACAGGUGAUCUCGCCUACAGGAUUUUAAUCCACGCCAACGACCUCACUGGCCCGGACGCGCCCGAGCUCCGGAACUUCAUCCGGGCCGCCACCGUCAAUUUCUGGGUCGGUCCCAACACGCACGUCGUCGCCUACACGGUGCGCGGCGGGGACCUGUACAACCUCGUUCUCCUGUGCCCGGAUACCCUCCCGGCCGGAGUCAGCAAAGCCGAGGGCGAAAUCACCGAGAUGAAGAGGCUGUUCGAGGGCUGGGACCCCAUCCUGACGAAGUUCCUGGAUCAGGUGCCGGCCGUGGCGAAGUGGAAGUUGCUGUGGCUCGACACGCUCCCGGAGUGGGCUAACGAACAGGGCACGUUCCUGAUGAUGGGCGACUGCUGCCAUCCCAUGCUGCCGUACCUGGCCCAAGGCGCGAACUCGUCGUUGGAGGAUGGCGCGGUGGUGGGCUAUUUGCUGGGGCAGGUCAAUGCUGACGAUGGAGAGGGAAGGGCAGAGCAAUUGGUUCGGGCCGCCAAGAUGUAUCAGGAUUUGCGGAAGGAGAGGGGGGAGGGCAUUAGGAGCGAGACGUUCAAGCAGCGACGCGAUUUCCACCUGGCGGACGGGGAGGAGCAGGAAGAGAGGGAUGCGUUGAUGCUGGGGAUGCUUGGUGGAGAGGUGAAGGCGGAUUUCCCGAGCAGGUGGACGUGUCCCCGGGUGCAGUCGUGGCUGUACGGAUAUGAUGCUUACAAAGAGGCCGAGGAAGCUUUCAAGAAGGAUCCAUUCUAG